Messenger RNA from Podospora anserina S mat+, 822 nucleotides. RefSeq lists its product as uncharacterized. The coding region runs from base 1 to 822 and encodes 273 amino acids. The transcript has a single exon. Lineage: Eukaryota; Fungi; Ascomycota; Sordariomycetes; Sordariales; Podosporaceae. The record is from RefSeq and is a predicted model, not a curated record.
AUGUCUCUAUUGUGGUAUAACCGGGGCGAGGAAAAGACCCGGCUCCGGCUCGAGUUUCAAGUUGUCCACGAUGGCCUGGAUGAGGGGAUUUCCAAACAACAACCAACCCAGACUUUCACCUGCUUUGGUGAUCUUCCGCCAGAAAUCCGACUAUCUAUCUGGGAAGUCUUGAUCCAACCGAGGAUCGUUCUGGCAGCAUGUGUGGACAACCGGUGCAAGACCCAGAAACACGCCCAAAUGGCCAAGCGUUCAACGACACGCUCCAUCCCGGUCUUGCUUCAUGUAAACCGCGAAUCUCGCGCUCUUGCUCUCCGCCACUACGAGCUCACCUUUGCCUGGAAGAUUCCGCCGAGAUUGGCCGCCCCAGAAACGAGUGUGUUGCCCGCACAGGGUGACGCUCGUGUUUGGUUCAACUUCAACCUGGAUGCUUUGCUCCUACUUGGCGAGCUCGAACCUUACGAUGAGUUUGGCUUCAGCUCGCCCAUGUCUCACUUCUUUCGCAAAGAGGACACCGCCCGCAUAAAGCACAUUGCCUGUGCCUUUGAGGAGCUACAUCUCAGCCUCUACGAGUCCGAUUCCAUCUUUGGCACUUUGUUUCACAUCAUCGACCGUUGCCCUGCCGCUCAACGUCUCCUCAUCACCACCACGACUGAAGACACAGAGACGCGCCACUUGAGACUGCCCACUCUUGACAACGUUGUCCAGAAGCUCUGGUGUGCUUUCCUAAACGGCACCACCUGCGUCAACGAGUCUCUGGCCAACAUGCAAAUCCUCAUGAUCGCCGAGGAUGGUCUCGCUUCGUUCAUCAACGAGAACAGGUAG